GUUUGUUGAUGGAUGUUUGUAAAGUAGACCAUUGAUUCAAGUGGUGAAUCCAUGGAAAUCCUAAAAAAAAAUUUUACUCAAAAUGAUAAGCUAGACGAAUUUAAAAUUCAGACAGAAUAAUUUAAUCACAUGAUGUCCUUUUAUAAUGUCACAAUCAAAAAUUUAAUAUAAAUUAUUCAAGCAAAUUAUCCUGACAAAUGCAAUCACAGCCUAUUUUGUAAAAUGAUUGCAAUCACUUAGAUAAUGGAACACAAUUUCAUAAUUCUUAGUUCAAACGAAUCAUAGCAAUGGAUAGGACUAAAAAUUUAAGUUUAUUUUGGAGUAUUUUAAUACACUUCGUCAUUGUUAGCGGGAAGGAUAUCAAUUUAGUUUUCCUUGUGGAACCAGUACAAAAUGACAUAGUCAGUGAUAUAUCUGCUACCAUACAAGAUGUCGAGCAAUUUCACUAUGGCAAAAAACUAAAGGACAACGUUUUAGUUGUUACAGGAGAUACCAAAAAUGAUAUCGAAAAUCUUUGCAACAUUUUAUCCGAAAAUGUUGCCUUUGUAAUUGACUUCAGCUAUCAGCCAUGGAUGGAAAGCUCUGAAUUCAUGAACAGUAUUCCCUACAUUCGUGUUGAUUUAAUUAUUUCACCAUUUUUGAAGAUUUUUGCAAAUUUUCUUAAAGAAAAGUCAGCUAAUGAUGUUGCUUUAAUAUUCGAAAAUGAACAAGAUACUGAAGAAGCUCUUUAUCGUAUCGUCCAAGGAUAUCCAUUUCGAGUGGUUCUGGUCAAUUCUGCAGAGAAUGAUUUUAUAAAACGUUUGGAAAAUCUACGACCAACUCCUUCAUAUUUUGCUAUUUUUUCGAAAACAGCGAAUAUGAAUUUGAUUUUUGAAAAUAUUCAAAAAGCAAAAAUAUUUUCACGACCUAAAGAAUGGCAUUUUAUAUUCUUGGACUCUGAAGAAAAUAAUUUCAAGUACAAUGAGCAAGUUGAGAAUUCAACGAAGUUUAGUAUUAAUGCAAAAGAAUUAUGUGAGGCAUUGGAAAUGCAAGAAAACUACUGUGCAUCAGAAUUGAAGAUACAAAAAGCUAUCCUUUUGGAAAUAAUGAAAAGCAUUCAAAAGUUUUCAGAAGCCACAGAUAUGAAAGAAAUUGAAAAAUUUUCCUGCUACAAGUCAAUACCCUAUCUAACUGAUUUUGACUUUAAACCUCAGCUCAAAUUAUCCAAGUUUUUGACACUUGAAAAUAACCUUCUUUCUUAUGACCUUAAUAUGUCGAUUAACACUUUUUCAAAUGAUCCUGAAACAAAGACAAACGUAGCUAUCUGGCAAGCUGGAGAACUUAAGAAAAUUAAUGCAACUAUAAGUUCGGCAAAACGAUUUUUUCGCAUUGGAACUGCUGAGUCCUUACCAUGGAGCUAUUAUAAAACAGACGAUAAAACUGGAGAACUCUUAUUUGAUGAAAAUGGCAAACCAGUAUGGGAAGGAUAUUGUAUUGAUUUCAUUGAAAUUCUUUCAAAAUAUAUGAAUUUUGAAUAUGAACUUGUUCCACCAAGGAGUGGUUUGUUUGGAAACAGGCUACCCAACGGAAGUUGGGAUGGAGUUGUUGGAGAUUUGGUUACUGGAGAUACUGAUUUUGCUGUUGCUGCAUUAAAAAUGACUUCUGAACGUGAAGAAGUUAUCGAUUAUAUAGCACCGUAUUAUGAACAAACAGGAAUAUCAAUAGUUAUUCGUAAAGCAGUUCGACAAACGUCCUUAUUCAAAUUUAUGACAGUCUUACGAUUAGAGGUUUGGCUUAGUAUUGUUGCUGCCUUGGUUGCGACUGCUAUAAUGAUAUGGUUACUGGAUAAAUAUUCACCUUAUAGCGCUAAGAACAAUAAAGAUGCCUACCCUUAUCCUUGCAGAGAAUUCACUUUGAAGGAGAGUUUUUGGUUUGCUUUGACUUCUUUUACACCACAAGGUGGUGGUGAGGCUCCUAAAGCUAUUUCUGGACGCGUUUUAGUAGCAGCCUAUUGGUUAUUUGUUGUUCUGAUGUUGGCAACAUUUACAGCCAAUUUAGCUGCUUUUCUAACAGUUGAGCGGAUGCAAACCCCGGUUCAGUCUUUGGACCAACUUGCUCGACAAUCGAGAAUCAAUUAUACGGUUGUUGAAGGCUCUGAUACGCAUAGCUAUUUCAUAAACAUGAAAUACGCUGAGGACACCUUGUAUCGGUUAUGGAAAGAAUUGUCUCUGAAUGCAACCAGCGACCAAAGACGUUACAGAAUUUGGGACUAUCCAAUCAAAGAACAAUACGGACAUAUUUUACUUGCAAUCAACUCUUCGAUUCCAGUAAAAGACGCUGCUGAGGGUUUUCGAAAAGUAAACGAGCAUGAAAACGCAGAUUUUGCCUUUAUUCAUGAUUCAGCUGAGAUAAAAUAUCAAAUUACAAAAAAUUGUAACCUAACUGAGGUCGGAGAGGUCUUUGCUGAGCAACCAUAUGCAAUAGCUGUUCAACAAGGCAGUCAUUUAUCGGAUGAAAUAAGUUAUGCAAUAUUGGAAUUACAAAGGGAUCGUUAUUUUGAAGGACUUUCAGCAAAAUAUUGGAAUAAUUCAUUAAAUAAAGAAUGUUCCCGGUCGGAAGAUGAAGAAGGCAUAACUUUGGAAAGUUUGGGUGGUGUUUUUAUAGCAACAUUAUUUGGUUUGGCUUUAGCUAUGAUAACUUUAGCAGCUGAAGUUGUUUAUUAUAAGAAAAAGAACAAAAAUAAUGGAGGAAGUGAUAAGAUUGGUGUGAUUAAGGAAGUUAAGCCGAUUAAUUCAAUUGCAGGAUCAACACCACCACCAACUUUUGAGGUAGCUACAUUUCGUGGGAGGAAGAUACCGGAUAGGAUUACACUGGGAGAUGAAUUUAAACCUGUUAUUAAGAGAAGAGAAAAGCUUGGAAAUUUUGUUCCACAGUCAAAAGAUUUUACACCAAAGUACUAUGAGUAAUUAAUUUAAAGUGAAAACAUAUUUAAUAGACUAAAGUAUAUGCACUAAAGAGAUGCACUUUAAAAUUAAAUCAUGCACACAAAAUUAAAGGACGUUGUUAAUAAAAUCUGAAAAAAAAA
Messenger RNA from Episyrphus balteatus (marmalade hoverfly), 3064 nucleotides. It is a transcript of the gene Ir8a, whose product is annotated as glutamate receptor ionotropic, kainate 3. Bases 288 to 2945 code for a protein of 885 amino acids. The record is from RefSeq and is a predicted model, not a curated record. The transcript is spliced from 10 exons. Gene Ontology annotation, biological process: monoatomic ion transport; synaptic transmission, glutamatergic; modulation of chemical synaptic transmission. NCBI's taxonomy places the organism in Eukaryota, Metazoa, Arthropoda, Insecta, Diptera, Syrphidae. Gene Ontology annotation, molecular function: glutamate-gated receptor activity; transmitter-gated monoatomic ion channel activity involved in regulation of postsynaptic membrane potential. Gene Ontology annotation, cellular component: postsynaptic membrane; plasma membrane.